This is a messenger RNA of Closterium sp. NIES-67, 796 nucleotides long. NCBI's taxonomy places the organism in Eukaryota, Viridiplantae, Streptophyta, Zygnematophyceae, Desmidiales, Closteriaceae. The record is from the annotation of a GenBank genome assembly.
GACUGGCGGCAGCGGUGUGUCAGUGGCGGCGAGCGAGCGCAUGUUGGCGCGCUGCCUGCGAUGGAAUCCGACCGUUCGAUUCCUCCGCGAGUCGCUGGAGCGCGCCGGCUGCCCCGUGGGCGACGAGUUCUUUGCUGCGCGCCGAUGCGACGAGCAGGCCGGGGGGGGCUUCAUGCCGGGCGAAGGGGUGGUGGUGUGCGCCAACCACGUGGCGUCGCAGGACGAGGUGAACGUAGUGGUGGCGCAUGAGCUGGUGCACGCCCUCGACCACUGCAGAGCCGCCAACCUCGCAUGGCCCGACCUCCAACACCACGCAUGCAGCGAGAUCCGAGCGGCCAAUCUGAGUGGGGCGUGCCACAUGCACCGCGAGUUUGCCACUCGCGGCUCCGACUUUGCCUUCCGCAACGGCCACCCGCAGUGUGUGCGGCGCAAGGCGCAGCUCUCCGUGGCCAUGAACCCCUUCUGCACGCAACCUACCCCUGCCACCGCCGAUGGCAGCAGCAGUAACAGCAACGCCAGUGGCGACAGCAGCAGCAGCAGCAGCAGCAGCAGCAGCAGCAGCAGCACAGCGUGCAUGGCGAGAGCGCGGGGUGCAGUGGAUGCGGUGUGGGAUGUGUGCUACCGAGACACCACUCCCUUUGACCGCAUCCCAUGACGCCACAUGCACACACACCAUACUCAGACACCACGCCACGAUGCUUGUACAAGGGGUAUUUUUUUGCUUUCUCUUAUGGAUGGAUCAUGUAUAUUAAUAACCGUUCCAGCCACAAUGGCUGAUACAGCAGAGCUUUUAUUG